CCCAGCGCAAAAAUUCUGAGAACCGAACAUGGCUUCCGCCGCACACAUUCACGAGUUGAGCGAGAAGUUACCAUAUGGUGAAGUCUUCCUUCCACCUUCGAGGGACUAUCAAAGAGCAAUCUCCAUCGACCAUUUCCCAAGCCUCGUGCCAAGUGCCGUCGUACUACCUCGCAGCACAAAGGACGUUGUACAGAUCGUGGAUUUCGCGCGCGAAAAAAAAGUUGAUUUAACUGUCAAAAAUGGGGGACAUUCAUUCGCUGGCUACUGCCUCAAUAAUGGCGGCAUCGUUAUCGACCUGAGUGCGAUGAACAACGCUCGCAUCAACAAAGAGGGUACCGAAGUGACGAUUCAGGCUGGGUGCACCUGGAAAGACGUUUAUGCCGUACUUGAUCCGGGGGAUAUAGUUGUGGGCGGGUUAUGCCCAGCUGUUGGCGUAUCCGGUUUCACACUCGCAGGAGGAUGUAGCCCCUUCUCGCGCAGCUAUGGCCUAGGAAUCGAUAACGUUCUUGAGAUGACGAUCGUCACAGCUGCGGGAAAGGUAGUGACGGUCCGACGCGAGGACAUCAGUCCACAGAAGAAGGAUUUGUUUUGGGCUUUACGUGGUGGAGGCGGCGGUAACUUCGGCAUCCUCCUCGAGUUCAAGUCGCGUUGUUCACCAGACGAGGAAGCUCAGAAGGUGUUCCUUGAUAUGGUGGAUACAUUCAACGCCCACGAGUGGCCAGACGAGCUCACUGUCUGGGCAGCCUGGUAUUACGACACGAACAAAGGGCUACUCGGGCGGAUGGCUGUCUACUACAAUGGUAACAUGAGACAGUGUCUGCAAGUGGUCGCUCCCUUGCUUAAGCAUAAACUGGACAAAAGUCUGUCUGGGUUGCAGGAAAUGACGUGGCGCAACUGGGUGGAAAGGCAAAAUAAUUCCAAUCCUUCGGGCAAUAUGCAGUAUCGUCGUUACGUGUCCUUCAUUCUCAAAUCUAUCCCCCGCGGUCUUGCAAAGACGAUCAUCAAGACCAUGGAGGAAUCCAAAAAGCUCCUUGCAAACGAUGGGGGAUACGCUCGCUUCAUGUGGGCCCACGUCGGUGGGGCUACUGCUGGAGUAGGCUCCUCAGACACACCAUUCCCAUGGCGUGACGGUUUAUACAUCACCAGGCUCACGGUCCGAUGGAACAGUCAGAGUAUGGAGAAAAAGGUGAACGACUUCAUUAACGACUACAAGAAACAACUCUCGCCGUUCGCUCUAAAAGAAAAAGCAGCUUUUCUUAAUUUUGUCGAUGGGAGACUCGACAACUGGACAGAGGCGUACUACGACACAAAUUAUCCUCGACUGCAAACCGUCAAGGCCCGAUGGGACCCUGACAACUUCUUUAAGUUCCCGAAAAGCAUUCAACUUCCAACCUCCCAUCACAUAGCUUCAAUUGCUCGAGCAUUCGACUCCCGAGCUUCGCUUCAACUGCACCAGCCUCUGCCCAAUCUGACGGUUCCUUGGAAUCUGACACAGAGUUCGAAUUUUGGUUACCGAGCGUCGCGGUCACGCAAACAGCCCAUUUCGCACUACCAUGCUCUGUCAAUUCCUCUGAUGCUUGUAUAUCGAGAUUUCGGAACAGGCUAA
Messenger RNA from Cantharellus anzutake, 1606 nucleotides. RefSeq lists its product as uncharacterized. The coding region runs from base 29 to 1606 and encodes 525 amino acids. Gene Ontology annotation, molecular function: FAD binding; oxidoreductase activity. NCBI's taxonomy places the organism in Eukaryota, Fungi, Basidiomycota, Agaricomycetes, Cantharellales, Hydnaceae. The record is from RefSeq and is a predicted model, not a curated record. The transcript is spliced from 2 exons.